Peromyscus leucopus (white-footed mouse) is the source of this 774-nucleotide messenger RNA. Its product is annotated as ankyrin repeat domain-containing protein 7-like. Bases 1 to 774 code for a protein of 257 amino acids. Gene Ontology annotation, molecular function: protein binding. The transcript is spliced from 5 exons. Lineage: Eukaryota; Metazoa; Chordata; Mammalia; Rodentia; Cricetidae. The record is from RefSeq and is a predicted model, not a curated record.
AUGAAGAACUUGGUUCGUGGAAUUAAGGAAAAGACACCUAUGGGUUUCUGCGAUGUCCCAAGAAAAAAGUUGUUGGACAUUUUACAUGAUAUGAAAAGCGUUUCUGUCCCAAACAAACCCAGAUACAAACCUCUCAAAAAGAUCCACCAGGCUGCAAGUGAAGGUGAUGUCAAGCGACUGCAGAGAAUGAUAAGCCUUGGGAAACACGGUGUGCAUGACAGAGACUUUAAGGAACGGACUGCUCUGCAUUUCGCUUGUGUCUAUGGCCGGGAAGAAGUAGUAAGUGUUCUACUGAGAAAUAAUUGUGACAUUGAUGCUGUUGACAGGAAUUCCAUCACACCUCUGAUGAAGGCUGUACAAAACUGGUCAUAUAGAUGCAUGUGUACAUUGUUGAAGCACGGUGCUAAUCCCAAUCGUAUGGACAAAAAUGGAAAUACUUCUCUUCACUAUGCUGUGUCUGAAGACAAUCAGAAGCUGGCUGAAUAUUUGCUUAAAUACAAUGCAGACAUGGAACAAAAGAACAAGGAUGGCUUUACACCACUUUUACUGGCUCUCAAGGAAAACAAUAUAGAGAUGGCAAAAUUUUUAGUAAAGAAGGGGGCAAAUAUACACGUAUUUGAUAAGAUGAAAAGAAACACACUCUUAUAUGCCAUAAGAUGGGACUCAACAGAUAUGGUCAGUCUACUUCUGGAUGAAGGCAUUGACUUUUUCUUUAAAGAUGUGUUUGGAUGGACUGCCUUACGCUAUGCUAUUGAAGGCACAAGUAAAGGGUAG